GGAACCCAAGGCUAUCACAUCCGGGUUCUGCAAAACAUGGCGGCAGAUGGCAUAUCAAGACUAUGCCAUUGGGGACCUUCAAUCGCACUCUCAAUCAUCUUCGCUUUGCUGUCGUCAACUCUUUAUUCAAUUCUCAUCUACUGGCGGUCGGAUGACAUGGAGGGCCCCCUCAACUUGACCAUCCUCCUCAUCGACUUCCUACUAAUUAUGUACAACUUCCUGACGGCUUGUUUGCGUGGUCCUGGUCGCGUGCCACCGAGAUGGACACCAGACAACGAAGGAGACACUCGCUACCUACAAUAUUGCGACGUGUGUGAAGGAUACAAGGCACCAAGAGCUCAUCACUGCAGCAAAUGUCAACGUUGUUGUCUAAAGAUGGACCAUCACUGUCCAUGGAUAAACAACUGUGUGGGACACCGCAAUCACGCUCCGUUCGUUCGAUUCCUCUUCCAUGUCACGAUUGGUUGCUCACACGCCUUCUACCUUCAAGCUCUAUCCCUGUAUCGAACAUUCUUUGUUAGAACACACUGGAUGUACAGACGAUUGAUAUUAUAUGGACCGUUGGCAGUAACAGCUAAUCUACUGUGUUGUGGAUUGACCAUAGGGGUAACUCUUGCCGUAGGGAUACUGCUAGUCACUCAACUACUAAACAUCAGGAAAAAUCACACAGAAAUCGAACUGUGGAUUAUGAGAAAGGUGAAGUCAGUAAAAAACAAGAACGGCAACAGUAACUCGUUUCAUUUUCCGUACGACCUUGGCUGGAAGAAAAACUGUAAAUCCGUUCUGUGGACUCAAGAAGGAGACGGGAUCAUGUGGGAAACACGAGCUGACUGCCAUCAGUACACUCUCACAAUGAAACAGAUUGAAUUAAAGAAAGACAAGCGAGAGCACACGUAUCUCUACGAAGUCGUUCGCAACUACCACGGAAGUAGAGAUUAUUUCGGAAUUUGUUUUGGGUGUCGUGUCGCUUGCUCGUGUCCUAACCCGGACGAGCCACGUCUGUGUGUGAAGCAGGGCGACAGAGUCAUGGUAACACGAAUUUAUAAACACUGGCUUUAUGGGAACAGAGUGCUUAGCCAUCUAGUUGAAAACGGAAUCGGACCGACAGUGAGACCUCGGCAGUAUAGCAAAGAGAGAGGAUGGUUUCCAAGGACUUGUGGUGCGCCGAUUAAUAAGAGAAAAUGAUGUUUUAUGAUGCACGUAGCAAGGCUACAAAUUGUGUUUUGUAAACAGUAUGUAAGAAAUCCCAAUGGGAAGAUAGUGAUGAGGUGUAGUUGCUGAAACGUGUAGAAAUGGUUGAAACGGAUUCGUUGAUAAUCUCUCAGUGCUGGCUUA
This is a messenger RNA of Corticium candelabrum, 1335 nucleotides long. Its product is annotated as palmitoyltransferase ZDHHC6-like. Gene Ontology annotation, cellular component: Golgi apparatus. The record is from RefSeq and is a predicted model, not a curated record. Lineage: Eukaryota; Metazoa; Porifera; Homoscleromorpha; Homosclerophorida; Plakinidae. Bases 37 to 1185 code for a protein of 382 amino acids. The transcript is spliced from 2 exons. Gene Ontology annotation, biological process: protein palmitoylation. Gene Ontology annotation, molecular function: palmitoyltransferase activity.